AGGAUGGAUCAUGACGCUGAUGGGUUGCAACUUCUUCACGUUUUUUAAGUGACACUUGACGAGGUUUUGGAGACCUGAGGGCUUUGUAUAGAGAGAUUCAUGAAUUAUGUUAGAAUAAAGUGGAGACAAAAGAAAUAGAUUCAGGACAAGACACGAGACUCCAAAAAAUCGAGAAAUUUCCAUUUUUCGUGUUAGUUCUGGUGAGACUAAUGUUUCAAUCGAACCCAGUGGAUUCUAGAUUAUGAUAGAUUUGUCAGUGUUCGAUCCAAAUGAUAUUCCCUCAAACAAUAUUCAUUCAAAGUGUACUGAUCACUUAAGAUAACACCAUAAUUUCAUUAUACCGAAAAUGAGGUCAAACAGUUUUUGUCGAAUCAUCAAUUGCCUUCUCAAAUUCAUUUCUUCCAAAUAGAAUUUCCAUCAAUUACUUACCCCGACUCCUUUUCUUAGUAUUUCAAAUUAAGGUAUGAUACUGGGAGGUAUUGCCAAGCUUUGAUGUCGCCGACACCAAAUUUUGGGAUUUGAGACUUUGAAGUUUGAAAUGGAAGGAAUUAUUCAGCAUAAGAUCUUGGAGGUGGCGAAACAGGUGGAGCGUCAAUUAGAUGGAGAGAUUGAAGCUCUGGAGAACCUGGAUAUUGAUGAUAUUGAAAAGCUGAGGGAGAAGAGGUUACAGGAGAUGAAGAAAGUAUAUCAGCAGAAACAGGCGUGGUUGGCUGCUAGACACGGAGAGUACUCUGAAAUUCCUGAUGAGAAGGACUUCUUUGAUAUUUCGAAAAGAUCGAAGAAUAUUGUCUGUUUAUUUUACAAGGAUGGAUCUCCAAGAUGUAAAAUUGCAGAUCAUCACCUACAGAUUCUUGCUAAAAAACAUGCGGAGGCGAGGUUUUGUAAAUUGAAUGUCGAGAGGUGUCCAUUUUUGACAGGGCGUUUGAGGAUCAAAAUAAUUCCCACGAUAGCCCUCAUAUCAGACAGCAAGACAAAAGACUAGAUCGUAGGCUUCACGGAUCUCGGAAAUUGCGACGAUUUUUCCACAGAGAUGAUGGAGUGGAGAAUAGCCCAGUCUGGUGCAAUAUCAUACACUGGUGACAUGUUGAAUCCACCAGAAAAGGGAAAGAAGCCGUCUAUUUACUCUCUAAACAAGAAAUCAAAAACAAUUCGAGGCAGAACUCAUUCUGACGACAGUGGUUCUGAUAACGAAUGAUUUAUUCUCAUUCGAUCGAAUUUUCCUAGUUAUUCGCAUACCUUUUUGUAUUAUUAUUAUUUGUUUACGUCACGCACACUGAUAAAUAAUAAAUUACGAAUUGAAUCAAUCUGAU
Molecule: messenger RNA, 1310 nt
Organism: Fopius arisanus
Lineage: Eukaryota; Metazoa; Arthropoda; Insecta; Hymenoptera; Braconidae
Product: thioredoxin domain-containing protein 9-like
Biological process (GO): microtubule cytoskeleton organization
Cellular component (GO): cytoplasm
Source: RefSeq, a predicted model, not a curated record